This is a messenger RNA of Mercurialis annua (annual mercury), 747 nucleotides long. Its product is annotated as 50S ribosomal protein L12, chloroplastic-like. Gene Ontology annotation, biological process: translation. Gene Ontology annotation, cellular component: ribosome. The transcript has a single exon. NCBI's taxonomy places the organism in Eukaryota, Viridiplantae, Streptophyta, Magnoliopsida, Malpighiales, Euphorbiaceae. The coding region runs from base 92 to 652 and encodes 186 amino acids. Gene Ontology annotation, molecular function: structural constituent of ribosome. The record is from RefSeq and is a predicted model, not a curated record.
CUCCUCCCCUUAUCCUAAUCCCAAUCAUCUUCUCCAAAACCUCUCACUUCUCUCUCUAAAACUUUCUCUCUCUAAACCCCCCACCACAACAAUGGCAGCUACUUCAUCCCUAACCAAAACCCUAACUAUCUCCUCAUCCCCAUCAUUAUACCCUGCAUCCUCCCACACCAAGCACUUCUCCCUCCAAUUCCCCCUCCGCUCCACCACCUUCAGCCCCCGCACCACUCUCACCCACCUCCGCCCCAUCGCCGCCGUAGAAGCGCCGGAGAAAAUCCAGAAUCUCGGCUCUGAAAUCUCCUCCUUGACUCUGGAGGAAGCCCGCACUCUGGUCGACUAUCUCCAGGAGAAGCUGGGAGUGUCGGCCGCUGCUUUUGCUCCGGCGGCGGUGGUGGCUGCUCCCGGAGCGGGGGACGCGGGGGCGGCGGUGGCGGAAGAGCAGACGGAGUUCGACGUGGUGAUAGAGGAGGUGCCGGCGAAUGUGAGAAUUGCGGUGAUUAAAGCGGUGAGGGGAAUGACGAGCUUGGCGUUGAAGGAGGCGAAGGAGCUGAUUGAAGGAUUGCCGAAGAAGUUUAAGGAAGGAGUUUCUAAGGAAGAAGCUGAUGAAGCUAAGAAACAGCUUGAAGAAGCGGGUGCUAAGAUUAAAAUUGCUUAGGGGUGUUUUUGUAAUUUGGUAAUUAUAAUUUUGGAUUUUUACUUGUUUGUUUUUUAAUUGAAUUAAUGUUGUUAAUUUAGAUGCUUUAAAGUGAA